AUGUCGGCUCCUGCCUAUGAAGUGGUAUUCAGACCUGUGUUUGAUAACAAAGCUGGAAAGUUGUAUUCCGUAUGUGCGGCCGCACUAACGAAUGCAGACCCAGAAACUCAUCCUCCACAGCCAGCAGAGUCUGCAACAGCCAGAGUCUUUCCAAAUGGGACCAGAAAGAACGGGCGCCGUGGGGAAAUAAGGGUCACAACCCAAAGGGCCUUCCGUCGGCCGCCGCUGAUCGAUGCCCCAACCAGCUUCCCCUCCAAUAGACCAACUCUAGAGACUCCGAUCUGCAACAAGAACAGCGGCACGUGUGAAUUUGUUGCCACCAAUAAGACGCUUCUAAAGUGGGACGACCUUCAGCACACUCUGAGCUUUGCUUGGGAUAUGCACGUUUAUGGCACAGGCUCCCUGUUUCUUCUUUUAGCUUUAAUCGCACUCAUCAACCUCAUCGGAUCUCCCAUCCUACAAGUGACCUACCUCCCUUAUGUUAUCGUUGCCAACACCCUCUUGUUCGCAAUUGGAAUCCUCAGAGGCGUGUUUUUCCUCCUGGAUCCUUACGGGACAAAAGGGAAGAUUUCGAAACCUAUUGCUCUUGUCCUUUGCAACGUCACUUUCCCGCUUAUCAUCUCCACAUUUGCUACCUUGGUUCUUUUGGUUCUGAAGAUUGCCCGUCUUCAACUGCUGCCACCAAAGUUUCAGAGCCUGGCAUUGUUGGCCGUUAUUGCAGUUAUUCACUUUAUUGUCCUCCUGAGCGCUGAUCUCCUGACCCAUCUCCUGAACCCUUCUGUAAACAUGGUCUUGCAGAUCCUCUCCAUUUCUUGGGGCAUAUUUCUCAUGGUGGGUCACUUUGUGGCUUAUUAUCGACUGCGGAAGAGCAGCAAAGAUAUUGUGAAUGAAACCCAAAGGGUAUCGCCCGUGGAAGACAUAGCAGUGGUUCAAACCCAAGGACGAAGUAUAAAGUGUAUGUUUACAUCCUCCAGAGUGUUAUUAGUUGGCAGUAUUUUUGGACUCCUUUGCUGUGGCAUGCAGGUGUACGCCAUAUUAUGGCUUUAUGGGCUACUUGGUCGGAAGAAUGAAUUUUACUGGUCUUGGUGGUUCCUUCAGUUCUGGUACAGGAUCUUUGAAUUAGCUUUGUGUUUCUCCAUGAUAUUUGUGGCCUCCCACAGUUUCUGUCUACAGUGCAGCAGCAGCGAUCACACAUGCUGGUCCAAGAUCAUCAGCUACUUUUGCACCUACAAAAAAACCGAGGCACCAGAGUAUCCGAACAACUGCUACGACUGGACGAACAACAUCCAAGACAAGAUGGUCAACAACAACAUCAGUAAAAGCAUCAUCAGGAACCAGGCUGAGAAUGUUCCUCUCAGAAUCCUUAAAGAAAACAACGAGAUGAAAAGUUCCGGGGUUGGCAACAACAGUCGUUCUUCAUCACCUCUCUUCAGACCUAAGCCAGAAGUGGUGUUUGCCGCAAAAUCUCAAAACGUGACUAUGGGCCGCUCUUACACCAGUAUUUGUUUUGAAAGGCAGUCUAUGCUCUCACUGGCCGAUUUUGAGUUUCGACCUCCGUCGCCCAUCAAUCUGAGCAGAAGCAUUGACGAAGCUUUAUUUAGAGAACAUUUAGUCAGAGACAGCAUAUUUUUGGAUUCCAGUCUUCAGUACCCCGGUUACCUAACAAGACAGGACUCUUGUUCUUCACUGAAGGAAUGUUCUGCAAUGAACCAAACCAUUGACCCUUUGAUUUCUGCAGACCUAAAGAUGAGAAGAUGCAGCAAUCCAGACUACAUGUACAGCUUGGCCGAAGGUAGUUCGAUGACGGAGGUGGACUCUCCGAGUGAAAGUAUACAGCAGAGCAAAGAGCUUCCUGAAGACGUCACAACAGGACCAAUGGUUUCUGUUAGCUCCAUAGACAGUGUUUCCAGAGGGUCCAUCAAAAUCAGCUGGAAUCCUUGGCGCCACGGCCUGUCUUCGGUGGAAAGUCUUCCUCUCGAAGACACUCCUUCGUCUCAACUUCUAAAGCAAGGAUCACAACCUAGCAUCAUGUCCAAAAGCAGCGAGCCUGAGAAAUCCUUUGGGAGGAGAUUCAUGGAAAGAAGUCAGACCACAGAUUCAAACAGCAUUGCUAGCGAGACCAUCGAACUGUGAUAUGUCGGACAAGUGUUAACAAGCAUAGACAUGUGACAAAGAAAAAGGUUGCAAUGGUUUUUAAUAACAUUCAUUACUAGGAAGAAGAAUAAAAAAAAAAAAACAUGUAAAAAUCUUUUUUUCUUCUUUUGAAUGAGGAAAAACUGAUGUUUAAGAAAGCAACAAAGACUAUACGCGUACCAAGAAUCCUCUGAUUGGUUAUUAUAUAUAGUAAUUCUCUGUAAUAAGCACAUUGCGUGUCCAUGUUUAUAGGCAACAACAAUGCUUUACCUUUUUUUUAUUUACGGAAAUUUUUUUAAGUAUUUAUUUUGAACUGUUAAUGUGAUUUCCUUCACAGGCCAAAUACAAAGGCUAAAGCCAUUACCUGAAAGGACAACAAGAAGUAUAUUUUUGACUUUGUUAUUUUAUCUGAAACACAAUCGUACGGACAGGGUUUUUGUCCCUGUUGCUAUGGAUGUAAACUCUUAGAAUAUCAUUAUACGGAAUUCUAAAACUUAUAAGAACGAUAUGUAAAAUGUGGUACUAUGAGUAUUUUGAAGGUACGUGUCAAGCAAGCCAAGCAAAAGGUAAGACAUUGGAUGUGCAUUAGAGGUAUCCAUGGUAAGGGUCUGAGGUCUGCACUUUUAUACUAGAAUAUUAGGCCCAAUUUAGACUGUCAAGGUGUUAAAAUCGUUUUGUGAACUGU
Messenger RNA from Nanorana parkeri, 2818 nucleotides. RefSeq names its product proline rich transmembrane protein 3 (gene PRRT3). Bases 1 to 2133 code for a protein of 710 amino acids. NCBI's taxonomy places the organism in Eukaryota, Metazoa, Chordata, Amphibia, Anura, Dicroglossidae. The record is from RefSeq and is a predicted model, not a curated record. The transcript has 2 exons.